GGUGGGCAUAGCUCCCUCGCUCCCUACGGUAAUGACUCCAUCCUCAAGUCUUAUUCAGACGACGCUCUGCAUGCUCGUAUACUCCCUACUCCCUACCAUCACCCGGAACCACUUAUCGAUACAAAACCGCCACGACCCACCAUACAACUCUUGUCCGUCUCAACAAAAACAUGCUACGAUAGCAUCACAACCAUCCGUCGCCUUCCAGCGCACGUCGGACUCAUGUUGGAACUUCUGCUGACGCUGGCCGUGGUGCUAUCCACCAUCGUGACGGGCAUUCUCUUGAUGUUGCCCUCGCGCUAUAUCAAGCAUUCGCCGCCAAAAGACCGAUUGCACAGCUCCGAUGAGCCCAAAGUCUCCGUCCAAGUGCUAGUUCUCGGGGAUAUUGGGCGCAGUCCACGCAUGCAAUAUCAUGCCAUGAGCAUUACCCGACAUGGCGGGAGAGUGGAUUUGAUAGGAUAUCAAGGUGCGAACUGCGAACCCCACGACUAACGAAUUUGUGUGUAUUUGACAGCAAACUGAUCUCUUUCUCCUGCAGAAUCCACCCCCCACCCUGGAGUAGUCCACAGCCCGAGCAUUAAUAUCGUUCCCUUGACACGUCCACCUGCCAUCCUUCAAUCGAAGUCUCUUCCAUUCCUCCUCGUCGGACCUUUGCGAGCGAUAUGGCAAUUGCUUUCACUAGUUUACGUGCUGGGCUAUGCUACCAAACCGGCAAGAUGGCUUCUGGUUCAGAAUCCACCUUCGAUCCCGACCCUUUACAUCGCUACCAUAAUAUGUUUCCUCCGCAACACGCAUCUUAUAAUUGAUUGGCAUAAUUAUGCAUGGACGAUCCUCGCCUCUACCAAAGGUGACCAUCACCCAUUCAUCAAGAUUUCGAAAAUGUACGAAGCUAUAAUGGGUAGGUGGGCCACAGCCUCGUUUACUGUGACAGAUGCUAUGGCCAAGCAGCUUCAAAAUCAGCCAUACAACAUCCGUUCGCCGAUAUUUACUUUACAUGAUAGACCUGCUGCAAUCUUUCAACCCAUAUCUGGCAAUAUAACCCGGCGCGCUUUCCUAGAAAGAUUGCCAGAAACUGCAGAACAUGCUGGAGCCAUCAUGACUGCCAAGACGCGGCUCCUGGUUAGUAGUACCUCCUGGACACCUGAUGAGGAUUUCAACCUUCUUCUCAAAGCUUUAUGUGCCUACUCAGCAUCUUCAAAACCACUGCCCCCAAUUCUGGCAAUCAUCACCGGAAAAGGCCCUCAAAAACAAAUGUAUCUCGAUCGAAUCGCGGAACUCAACGCACAAUCUAAGCUGAAAAACGUAUAUAUCUUAUCCGCAUGGCUUAGCACCCAAGACUAUGCCACAUUAUUAGCAUGCGCAGAUCUAGGUGUCUGUUUACAUAUGAGUAGCAGCGGUGUAGAUCUCCCGAUGAAAGUUGUGGACAUGUUCGGGGCCGGUCUACCAGUCGUAGGAUAUGGGAAUUACGCCAGCUGGGGAGAGUUGGUCCAGGAGGGUGUCAAUGGACGUGGAUUUGUGACGAGCGAUGAUCUCGCUGCCCAUUUAACUCGACUCUUUGGUGAUCCGGACGCAACGGAGCUCAAGGUGUUAAGAGAAGGGGCUGUGGUCGAGGGUGGAAGGAGAUGGGACGAUGAGUGGAACGGUGUUGCGGGUCGGUUACUUGGGCUUUGUGAUUGAGAAAGUCAUCCGUACAUCCAUACACACUUUGUCUCACGAGGUGGGAGACUCUGACCGGAUCUAAUGUAGACUCGUAGGUUAGAUAUACAUGUUGUAAAAAUGGAC
Messenger RNA from Hymenoscyphus albidus, 1782 nucleotides. The record is from the annotation of a GenBank genome assembly. NCBI's taxonomy places the organism in Eukaryota, Fungi, Ascomycota, Leotiomycetes, Helotiales, Helotiaceae.